AUGUCGCGCACCCAGCGCGCCACAGAUACCCCGACCAUGGCUUUUCACGACAACCAGACGAUUGAGCUCCCCGCUUUUUACACGCUCCCUUACAACACACCCUCGUCGCUCGAGCUCCAGGACCGCCUCGACGAGGAGUUCGACACCCUCUCGGCCUUCGGAACUGCCGACUUCGCCAUUCUUUACCUACCCCGAAACCAACGCCUCGUCACCUCUCGCCCAACAAAGUUGAAGACGCGCCUCGCACCCACUGUCGAGGAGGCCUUGGAGGAAGCGAGCGGGGACAGCCCCGUUUGCGAUGCCCCUCCUGCCUACUGUAAGGUGGAGGCCAGCGAUACGCCACCCACCUUUACUUCGCCGUCAGAGAGGACGAUCGCUCAGCUUGCUGCCGAUGCCGCCAUCCGCGAGAAGGACGAGGAGGAUGCAUUGAGGCCAGUCCCGACGCCGGAUGAGAUCCUCCAGCGUGCCCGUGAGCAGGAGGCUGCCGAGGAAGCAGCGCUCGAGUCCUUCUACGCCAAGUUCCCCGCACUCGCUGCUCUCCGUCCCUCUCCGCCUCGCAUGCCCGCCACUGGGCUGCUUACGCCUCCGCCCACGCCACCCACCUCUCGUAUUCCCAAGGGCGCCGCACGUAUGCCCUCUUUCAUCACGAUGGAGAAGAGCGUGUCUAAGGCUUCUUCCGCCGUCUAUGUUCCUCCGUCGUCCUCUGCUCUCGACAAGCGCAUGUCGACUGCGCCACCCACUCCCGUGUCCGCGCCGCGGAAGCCCGUCUCCAAGAUCCCGCGGAAGAAGAACAAGGAGAACACUGUCCAGCCUGCGGGCCGCCAGGGCAAGAGCUUCACCGUGAAGAUCGACGUGACUGUCGACUCCAGCAGGGCUGGUGGCUCGAGCAAGGCGAGCGGCCCAGUCAAGGCCCCCACCGCGCUCAAGGUCAAGAAGAGGGAGAACGAUGGUAUGCCAGCGAAGGGUCGUAUGACGGCGACGGCUGGCAAAUCAGGCUCCCCUCCGCACGCUCCUUCGAAGUACGGCGCGCAGGCGCCCCUUGAUCGCAAGUCUCGCCAGCACUCCGCCGUCGUAGGACGGCCUGCCACUCGUGUUAUGUAG
Molecule: messenger RNA, 1101 nt
Organism: Schizophyllum commune H4-8
Lineage: Eukaryota; Fungi; Basidiomycota; Agaricomycetes; Agaricales; Schizophyllaceae
Exons: 2
Coding region: 1-1101 (366 amino acids)
Source: RefSeq, a predicted model, not a curated record